Molecule: messenger RNA, 583 nt
Organism: Notothenia coriiceps (black rockcod)
Lineage: Eukaryota; Metazoa; Chordata; Actinopteri; Perciformes; Nototheniidae
Product: charged multivesicular body protein 4c-like
Exons: 3
Coding region: 8-283 (91 amino acids)
Biological process (GO): vesicle budding from membrane; late endosome to vacuole transport via multivesicular body sorting pathway
Cellular component (GO): cytoplasmic side of plasma membrane; ESCRT III complex; multivesicular body
Source: RefSeq, a predicted model, not a curated record
CGAUCUGAUGCAGGACAUCACGGAGCAGCAGGACGUCGCUCGAGAAAUCAGCGACGCCAUCUCCGGACCUUUUGGAGAGACGUUUGACGAGGACGAGCUGCUGGCUGAGCUGGAGGAGCUGGAGCAGGAGGAGCUGGAGGAGAACAUGAAGAGGAUGGGAGGAUUACCCAGCGUGCCGAGCAGCAAACUGCCCUCAGCGAGACCAAGCAGUCAGCGAGCGACCACUAAGAAGAGAGUUGAGGACGAGGACGACAUGCGGACGCUGGCAUCGUGGGCGGUUUAAUCACGUUACCUCUCUCUCUCUUAGCUUUUAAUUAUUAAGGGGAAAUGAAGAGCGUUAUAUUGAAGCCACUUUACAGCUGAUAUUUAUGGAGGAUUAGUGAAGGAUUAACAGAGGGUACUUUAGAUGUGUUUAUCCUCCUAGCUGUUGUUGUUGUUGUUGUUGUUUUACAGCGUGUACAAGAAGUACUUAAUUAAAAUGAAGGUAUGAGGAAACCACUGUUGUUUCUAACUGUAAAUAAAGUCUGAUUUUUGCAUUAAUGUUGUAAAUAAACUGCUUUGAUCAAUAAACUAAUCUCCUACA